Messenger RNA from Camelina sativa (false flax), 455 nucleotides. NCBI's taxonomy places the organism in Eukaryota, Viridiplantae, Streptophyta, Magnoliopsida, Brassicales, Brassicaceae. The record is from RefSeq and is a predicted model, not a curated record.
GCACUUCUAGACGUAAAGUUGUUGGUAGCUCUCAUCUAGUGCCACAAACAAAGGAAACACUUUUAAAGAUGGCUGUUUCCGGGCCACCGUCUGAGAAGCGGUCUGAUCAUCGUACACCAGACUUUUCAGUAGAAAAUCCACGAACUUGUGACAUCUGCAGACGAUCCGAAACUAUAUGGAACCUGAUUGUAGUGUGCUCUAGUUGCAAGGUUGCGGUUCACAUGGAUUGCUACAAAUGUGCUAAAGAAUCCACUGGUCCCUGGUACUGUGAGCUAUGUGCGGAGUCAUCUUCGGAACCUUCUUUUAAUUUUUGGGAAAAACCGGAUUGUUCAACAGAAUGUACUCUAUGUGGUGGCACAACUGGGGCUUUUAGGAAAGCCACAAAUGGGCAAUGGGUACAUGCUUUUUGUGCUGAGGUGAAGUUUCCUUCUACGGCAGCAGUUAUUACUUAUUAG